AUGGAGCUAAAGAAAAGAAACAGAUUUGGAGGAGUGAUUUGGAAAAAACUAAAGAGGGGCAACAAUGCAUCAUCUAGAAGAGCUAGCUUGAAUAAGGUAUGCUUUAAAAGUCAAGAUGACAAGGCCCACGUUCCGCUUGGGUUGACAGCAGCUAAAAAACCGAGUACUUUGCUCAUGCACAUGGAACACGGGAACUAUAAUUGUUUGUUCAUUGCUACCAAUGCACCAGGAAGAAGUGUAUUCAAUAGGGUUAAAAGGAAAAUAGUGCCACUUAGCAAUGAGGUCGCAGGAUUAAUUUUACCCCAUGACCACUACGGCAGUCAUUUGGAUGAAAGAGGAGUAACAAUAGACACAGAUUUAGAGAAGAAUAAUUUUCUAUUUGUCGGAAACACAUUGGCAGAAGUAUGGACACACUUGACAGUGGAUACAUUUCCUACAGUGGCAGCAUACAUAGAAACGUCUCUGUUCUCAAAGGAUCAGAGUGACGAGGUUACAGAAUGGAAAGAGAUAGGAAAUGGAAUUGUUGUAAUAGGAGUAGGAGAAGACGUCAAAGAUAAUUCGAUUACAGACCUGGCCUCAUCACCUGACAACGUCAUCAUUAUACAAUCACCAGAUGACUUAUCAACCGUUUUCAACAAACUUAUUGGAAGAUUAGAAGCAAAUGACAACAAGCAAGAGGACACAAAUGUAAAGUAUGUGGUUUUUAUCAUUGAUGCUUCCAACUUCACAUCGAACGUGGAUUUAAACACACUUAGGUUUAUUAUUGAACUUAUGGAUGAAGAUAAAUAUGCCAAAGAGAAAAUAAAAUUUCUAAUUGCCGUCGUUACCGGAAAAUCGGCUAUAAUGCUUGACUUGCAGAAAGCUUCCAAAUUAGACAGUGUUUAUAAACUGUCGAAACAGGAUGAAUAUAUAUCAAUAAAGAACGUCAAAGAAUUAGUUGACUCAAUAAUGUUGAAAGGACACUGUCAAAAGAGAAAUGAUACGCAGAUUUCUGAUCCAUGUGUUAUGACCAUCAUAUCCAAUGGAACAGCCCCAUUUUAUGAUAAUGUCAAAGAAAUCUCCGCUUGGAAGGAAGCAGGUAUUAAGGUUUUUGUAGUCGGUCUUGGAGAUGCAGAUCUUAGCGAAAGCUGGCAUUCUUCCCCUGGUGAUUUACUUCAGCUUGAAUCGUCUGUUUGGUUGCCUAACUUUGAAAGCUAUAUACGUCAGAAAAUUUUUGCCGGUUCUUCGGAUAGAGUUAACGUCUGCCCGAGCAAAACUAAGAUGGACAUCAUUUUCCUGCUGGACACGUCACUCGCUCCCUGCAUCGACUUGGACGGUCAAAUACACUUCCUUAGGGACAUCACCAAACGGUUUCCCCUCGGCAGUAAAGGAACACAUUUCGGUGCUGUGACCUACAGCUUCAAAGCUCACAAGGCAAUCAAACUGGGGAAGUACUCCGAUAAUGAGAAACUGCUGACGACCCUGAAAGAGCUUAAGCGGUACAACACAUUCUCCUACACCCACAAAGCGCUAGAGGCAAUUAUAGACAAAGACCUGUUCGGGACAAGGAACGGUGGGCGAUCGGACGCUCAGGACGUCAUUGUCUGGAUCACCAACGGGCACGCUUCAGUUUCCAGGGAAACGCUGAAACUUUUCAGCAAACUUAAAAAAAAGAAAGUGAAGAUCGUAACAGUGGGGUUCGGCACAGGCGUAAGGCUGGAUAAGCUGUUGUUAGCCUCCUCAGAACCGGAGGACUUCGUGUGGACAGAGAACUUUGACGACCUGAGGUACACGGGCGACGCAGUGGCAAAGAGACUUUGUCAUGUUAAUGGGUGAGCAGUAAGAAGCAGUGCGCAGUAAAAGGUAUUCUUCUUUACUUACACUAAUAAAAAAAAAGAUAUAUAUCCAAGAAAAAUAAAAAUAUCAUUUUAAGUAACUGUUUCGC
Messenger RNA from Physella acuta, 1924 nucleotides. RefSeq names its product collagen alpha-5(VI) chain. NCBI's taxonomy places the organism in Eukaryota, Metazoa, Mollusca, Gastropoda, Physidae. The record is from RefSeq and is a predicted model, not a curated record.